GGUCCACCAUGUUUUCCUGGUCAAAAUGGCAACAUCCUGCUUUCCAGGAAUAUCAUAAAACCGAGAGCAUCUCUUGUCCAAGAUGUCGAUCGUUAAAGUGACGCGGUCCAGCUGAGCGACUACACGCUAUGUGAACUAUCACUUGUUCUGCUGUGCUAUUUAUACAAAUUGGUCACUCUGGUGUUUGUUUCAAGAAAUUGGUCAGCUUGAAGAGCUAGGUGUGUCAAGGCCGCAUGUUUUCAUCUCUGCGCGCCUCCUCCAAGAAACGGGACAGCGAUGGCAUCUCGGCGUCGUCGGGGGCCUCCAGGAGCUCGGACGCCAAAGGGAGAACCACGUCCUUCUCCCUGUCCCGCCUGUUGCCGCUGCGACGACGCUCCAAGUCGCGCACCAGUCUGGACUCUGAGCUCUCCCGCUCCGACAAUGGGGGUGUGUGUUCGGGACUAGGCUCGUCCCCGUUCCCGGGCGGGGGGGCUGCGUCGAGGAACUCUCCCCCUCUGCCGCUGUCCAGCGUGGUGUACUUGAGCCACAGCUACAGCAGUAUGGGGGCACAGGGCGGCCGGGAGCAAGGCGAGGGGCAGACCAACUCAGACGGAGUUCUCUCCUCACCCGCUGAUGUCCCGAAGGACGGACCGUCGGAGAGUGCUUCCUCUGAGCUGGCGCCCAGCAGUGUGGACAGGAAGGUGGAGAUGAUCGAGUGCCCCGUGUGUCUGAUGGAGAAAGCCAAGAGCUGCUUCCUGGAGAUCUCCACCUGCCACCACCGCUGCUGCUCCAAGUGCUUGAAGGAGUACUUCAAGAUCGAGAUCAUGGAGUCGCGUGUGGCCAUCGCGUGCCCCGAGUGCUCGGAACUCUUCCACCCCAACGACAUCGAGGCGAUUGUGCAGGACGCCGGUCUGAUGCACAAGUACCAGGACUUCAUGCUGCGCCGUGUGCUGGCCAUGGACUCCGACACGCGCUGGUGUCCCGCCCCGGACUGUGGAUUCACUUUCGCUACGACAAAGCGUCGAGACACAAGCGGAACCUGGCGAUCACAGGGGGCGUGGCAGCCUCCAUCCUGGCAGCUCCGGUGGUGGCAGGGCUAGCUGUGGGUGACAACCACAGCCUGGAGACAGCUCCCAACGUGGCCAACCCCAGCAUCGCUCCCAGCAUCGGGGACGCCAGCCUAGGAAUGACCAACAGCCUGAGUGCCAGUGGCAGCCACAUGGAGAGAGCGGGCGUGCUAAGAGACGACAGCGACCGCGACUCCUCCAGCCACCGCGCCAUCGCCGGGAACAGCAUCAACGGCAGCCUCUGUAGCGCCACCUACAGCGCUCAGCAUCACAAACUAGAGGUGCGAGCAGACGUGUCGGAGCACACGGGCCAGUGUGAGCGGUCGAGUGUCGGCGGAGAGUCGUACAACGUGUCGCUCACAGACGACGCUAGUACCAGGGCGCUGGCCGGGUCGAUCAUCUCUCCCAAGGACAAGGAUGGCAUCUCCCUGUGCUCGCGACACUUCGAGGCGCCGCUGGUCUACCCGGAGGAGUCGGGCAAGGAGGGGGAGGGGGAGGCAUACGGGGGGAGCGGCGGGGGGCGGGGGAGCUCAUCCUGCCCCACCUCCCCACACCUGCGCAAGGCCAGUCCCGCCCCCUCGGAGGAGGCGCGGAGUGGGCGCAGCAAGAAGUGUACGCGCUUCAUGGACCAGGUGUCGGAGAUCGAGUCCCGCGGGGACUGUGUCAGCCUGGGCUCUGUCCUCAGCACACACAGCGAGAGCAGCAGCAGCGGGGGCUCUCCGUCCUGUGAGGGGGUCGUCGCCACGGUGACCGUGACUUCCUCCGUGGUGGGCGGCGGGGGGGCGUGCUCCAGUCUGUCGCUGGCCGUGUCCCCAAGCGAGGAGGACGAGGAGAAGGAGGAGAUCGGUGGAGGGGCGGCCGCCGCCCUGGCCAGUUGUGAGAGUCUACUGAGCGAGGGCCGGGCGGCCAACGGGGCCAUACGCAGAACCACCAGUCUGGGCAACGGCUGUGGAGUGAAGGCUGAGUCGACCAGCGUGUUGCUAGACGGGGCGGACUCGCGGCGCUGCGAGAUGGGAGGCGCCCGCCGCAAGAGUGAACGCAUGUACCGGGACGAGUUGAGCUCUGUGGGCCGUCCGUUCAUGGGGCCGCACAAGAAGGGUGGCGGGCCGCGCGACAAGGAGCACCGGUCGCAGCCAGGCAAUCUGUCAGACAUCUCGGAAAUGAAGGGCAUGCCCGCCUUGCACACCGCCGCCUGCUCCGAUCUCCUGGCCGUGGUGGACGCCAGCUGUGACAACGUGUUCCUGGACCGCCCCGCACACACCACCGCUCGCAUACCCUCCUCCUCCUCCUCCUCCUCCUCCUCCUCUUCCGACCAGCCCACAGACUCCCAUCCCCAUGGCGUGCAACGUAGAGCGUCCUCCCCCGGGGAACCAACGUCAGCAAGUUCGUCGCGAGAGCCGUUGUAUCCCGCCCUGACCCGCCCGGACUCCCACAGUAACGACGGGCACACGUGUACGCGGGACGAUGCGUUUGUGAGUGCGUCGUCGUGCGACGUCAGUGUGUCAGACAUGAAGAUCGACCUUCUGGACGGCCCGGAUGGUCAUCUGUCACCGCCCCCGGCCCCAGAGGCGGCCUCUGUCCUGGCGACGUCGUCGGAGGACAACACCGGCCCGUGUGGUGCUGAGGUGACAGCGGGCGAGUUUGUGGGCGGGGCGAGCGUCCGUCUGUGCCAGCUAUCCGCCCUGGUACACGAGGCGUCGGCCGCCGGCCCGACAGACACGGCCCAAGCGGGGGCCAGAGACUGGUGCUUUUCUCGCCGGACUAACAUCGGCCAGGUGUCAGCCCGCCCGGCUGUGCCCGACGUGGAGCGCCCUGUCAGCCAGCCGGGGCCGGUCGCCGUGGAAACAGACGCUAGUCGGGUGACCUCUGCCCCGACCCCCUCGGACCGGCCGGGCUCACAGAACUGUGUGGGUCGGAGCAAUUCGUUGAACGCGUCGACCGUCGCCGCCAAGAGAACAAACUGUCGCACCAACUGUCAUUCCAGGCCUCCCUGCCAGCACCCGCACACAGACCCGCACACUGCCCCACACACAGCCACACACACGGACCCACACACAGACCCGCACAUUUCUUUGCCCGUCGCACAGGGCCUGCCCCCCACCACCCACACAACCAACAUUUCCUUCUCUCCAUCCGACCAGGAACAUUGGCCCUCAGACACGGAGGAAAUGUGACAAAAUACUUCACAACUUUACAAGAAAUGUAACAAAAUACUUCACAACUCUACAAGAAAUGUAACAGAAAUAGUUAACGACUCAACAAAAAAUGGAAGAGCAGAAGAAAGGAAUGUGGACUUGUUCCGCCCGUCAAGAGGAAGUCAUCUGUCCCGCGACUGGCUCACGCCCGGCAAUCUGGAACUGGAGAACCUUAGUACGUUGGAGAACCUAACUAUGUACACGCUGCAGGGAGACAUGUCCCACAUCGCCGAAGUUUCGGAACAAACAGUGGGUGCAGUAAGUUCUAGACAAACAGUGGGUGAAGUAAGAUCUAGACAGUUGGUGAAGUAAGUUCUAGACAAACAGUCGGUGAAGUAAGUUCUAGACA
This is a messenger RNA of Aplysia californica (California sea hare), 3590 nucleotides long. Its product is annotated as E3 ubiquitin-protein ligase RNF19A. Lineage: Eukaryota; Metazoa; Mollusca; Gastropoda; Aplysiida; Aplysiidae. Gene Ontology annotation, biological process: protein polyubiquitination; ubiquitin-dependent protein catabolic process; positive regulation of proteasomal ubiquitin-dependent protein catabolic process. Gene Ontology annotation, cellular component: ubiquitin ligase complex; cytoplasm. The record is from RefSeq and is a predicted model, not a curated record. Gene Ontology annotation, molecular function: zinc ion binding; ubiquitin conjugating enzyme binding; ubiquitin protein ligase activity.